Molecule: messenger RNA, 710 nt
Organism: Diaporthe batatas
Lineage: Eukaryota; Fungi; Ascomycota; Sordariomycetes; Diaporthales; Diaporthaceae
Exons: 2
Coding region: 348-710 (120 amino acids)
Source: RefSeq, a predicted model, not a curated record
GUCGAUUGAGGUUUGGCCGGCCCAGUUCGCGAUGGACUGCCCCCAAGGACCGUGUGGCCCAAACACCGAGGCGGACAAGGAGCUGCGACCUGAGAAGCGGCAUGGCCACGACCUUCGCAUCUCGGACUCGUCUCUUUCACAAGUUCGUCAAGAGGUGAAUAGACUGCUAUCGCGACGAACAGUACUGAUGAGAUCAAUUAUAAAUAGUUGGAGUUGUCCUCCUCCAUAGACAAUUGAGAAACAUCAUCAACCAUCACAACAGCAUCUUCAAACAACACAACCACAACAACACUCACAAAUACCUCUCAUCUCUUCCAUCCAUAACCAGCUCAUUUCCAACACUCAAAAUGCGUGCCACUACCACCGUCCUCUUCAUCGCCGGCCUCGCCGGCACCGCCUUCGGCGCUGCCACCAAGCAGUUCUCGGACGACAAGUGCCAGAACGAGAUCUCCAAGAAGGUCUUCAACGGCUUCGCCUCCGGCGACGCCGCCAUCAAGCCCGAGACCGUGGCCAUCAAGGUCGACGCCAUCUCCGACACCUGGUUCGCCUUCCAGGACAACGACGGCGGCGACAACUGCCGUGGAGACCUCAUCACCAGGCUGGACGACGACGAGUGUAUCCCGGUAGCCACUCUUGGAAUCGGCUGCACCCGUCUCUGCAGUGGCGGCCUGGGUGGUGGCGAUUGUGCGUCCAACGAGGAGCCCCUGUAA